Engraulis encrasicolus (European anchovy) is the source of this 646-nucleotide messenger RNA. RefSeq lists its product as uncharacterized. The record is from RefSeq and is a predicted model, not a curated record. Bases 82 to 645 code for a protein of 187 amino acids. The transcript has 2 exons. NCBI's taxonomy places the organism in Eukaryota, Metazoa, Chordata, Actinopteri, Clupeiformes, Engraulidae.
AAUACCUGAGAGUACCUGAGUGUGUUUGUGUACAUAAGUGAAUGUGUGAGUGUUCAUAUUCUUGUUGAUUUGUUGAGUAGGAUGGUUGUCCUCACCUACUGGCUACUCCUCGUCUUGAUCUCAUUAUUCUUGGAGGUGUCCACAGGAGAAGGCCAGGGUGUGUGGCUGGACGGCUUCCAGCCGCCGGAGCUUGACGGAGCCCCAGUCCCGCCUUGCUUUAUCAUCACCAUAGCACCACCUCCACUUCCCACCACCAGUGCCCAGCAACCAGCAACUACCGCCACCCCACCAAAACCACCAACACCGCCAAUCCAGCCACAGACACAGGCACGCCUCCCGAACCCCACCCUCAAACAAUCCCAAGGCAACGCCCAGCUGAAGAGGGACCAAUUGCUUUCUCUGCUGGUCCUCCUCUUGACCAAUCAGAGAGGGGGAACUCCUGCUGCUGCUCGCAGGCCGGUUCCGAGAACGGGAGUCGUGGCGACGAGGCGAAACCGUGGUAAUGCUGGCGCUGUGUUGCCAUGGUGGGCGGUCCCGACUCAGACACGGGAUGGGACGAGGGUGGGGUCCGUGCUUGGAUUACCAUGGGGACCCGCCCCCAGGAGAGGAUCAGACUCUUCCUCAUCAGAGGAGUUAAGGAAGUAGA